Messenger RNA from Cooperia oncophora, 1932 nucleotides. The record is from the annotation of a GenBank genome assembly. NCBI's taxonomy places the organism in Eukaryota, Metazoa, Nematoda, Chromadorea, Rhabditida, Trichostrongylidae.
AUGGCUGCUGUAGCCACUGCACAGAAAAACAGCCGAUACUCCAUGUCCGAGAGGAAUCUUGGGCUUAUGAUGGAGAUUAUUCGCAAGGAUCCAGAAUCCUACAAAGAGGAGUUCAUGGAACAGUUUGAUCAUUACCUUCACACGAUGAAAUUGCUUCAUUUACAACCGCAACAACAUAGAAUGGAGCUACAGCCGUUGUUGGAAUCGGUGACAUUCUUGUCAGGACUCGCUAAGCACUACCCAGAACAAGCAAAGGAGUUCUCAGCGCAUUUGAUAGGCGUCCUUCGCGAGCAAGGGAGCGGCCUUGAUCCUCACGUAAGUCGUUGCAUUAAAGUUGCGUUCAUACUUUGCAACCGAAUCUCGUGGUAUCGUAGCGAGGAGCAGCCACAACUUAUUUGUAUUGAUGCCUACCGAAGGCGUUAUUGGCGUGAUGCCAAAUGUGCGAAUGUUAUAGCCGAGACGUGUUUUCACAAGACGCCGAAGAUUCAGGUAACAGGGAUGAAAUUUUUCUUGGGUUCCAAAAAGGACGAGGACGGCAACAGUGAAGCUAGUGAUGAUGACGAUAGUCAAAGUGAAGAGGAAGGAAAAACUAUCAAAGAGGUAAUGAGUGCAUUCCGCCAUGCGAAGAAGACCAGAAAAAGGACGAAAGAUUUGGAAAGGUCUAAGAGAGCGAUUAACAAAAAGAAAAAGGCAAAGAAAGAAGGAAGGAGUAAGGAAUGCAAUUUGCUGGCCAUUCAGUCUUUAUAUGACCCUCAGGAAUUUGCCGAUAAAUUGUACAGGAUGUUAGAGAGUAAGAAAAUCGACAAAUAUGAGGUGAGGUUAUUCCGCAUGGCGUUAUGUGCUAGAGUUAUUGGUGUGCAUCGUCUGCAUACUCUCAGCUUUUACUCAUAUCUUCAUCGUUAUCUACAGCCGAAGCAACGAGAUGUGACAAGGAUUCUACUCUACGCUGCACAAGCUUGCCACGAGAUGAUCCCUCCAGAUACAGUGGAACAGCUCGUCCGUACCAUCGCUAACAACUUCGUCACAGACAGAAACUCUCCCGAAGCCAUUACUGUAGGAAUAAACGCAAUUCGCGAAAUCUUUGCGAAUUGUCCAUUUGCCGCCACUGAAGAGCUCCUAAGAGAUCUGGCGGAGUAUAAAACGUACAAGAACAAGAAUGUGUCAAUGGCUGCUCGUGCGCUUAUUACUCUAUUUCGUUCUGUUAAUCCUCGUCUUCUCGCCAGAAAAGACCGAGGUCGACCAACUGAUGGUGACGACGAGAAGGAAUUUUUGGGCUUUGCUAAACCUGCAGUUGCUGAAUUCGUACCUGGCGCAGAGGUUCUCGAAGAAAACCGACAGGAAACAGGUGAAAUGGAAGUGGAUGAAGCGGACGAUAGUGACGAUUCCAUAGAAAUAAGUGAAGCUGAAUCAACGUCUAACCUAUCUGAAAGAAAUGAAGUGGAUCCCAGAAAGAAAGCCGAAAUCGUCAGCUCUAACAGAAUACUUACACAGGAAGAAUUCAAGCAAAUUCGGAUAUAUCAACUGAAGAAAAAACUCAUUGGAGAGAAGCGACUGAAAAAACAGCUGGGAAACGCUAGGAAAAACGAUGAUGUCAAGCUAAUUGAAGAAUUGGGAGAAAGAAUGGAAAGGCGCGGCGAUGGAGACGGUUUGCCACGAUUGAAGGAUAUCGAGCAAUUCCAUAAGAAGCGUAAGCAGACGAAAGAAGAACGCAUGGCGGAUAUCAAGGAAGGCCAUGAUGAGAACCAGAAAUUUGGUCGACCAAAGAAAACGGGACCUCAUGUUGGAAGAACUAAUCGUGAACUAGCGAAGAAGAAAGUAUUUAGUAUGGUAAAAGCCAAGGUUCGGGGAAAGAAUCGACAACGUUCAUUCCGAGAUCAGCAGAAAAGUCUCCGAAAUUAUUUACUUCGGCAAAGCGGCCGUAAGCCACAAUAA